Molecule: messenger RNA, 1807 nt
Organism: Glycine soja
Lineage: Eukaryota; Viridiplantae; Streptophyta; Magnoliopsida; Fabales; Fabaceae
Product: 5'-adenylylsulfate reductase-like 4
Exons: 4
Coding region: 476-1441 (321 amino acids)
Source: RefSeq, a predicted model, not a curated record
AUCAGAAAAGAAAAAAGAAGUAGAAAUAGAUAAAAAUUAAUGAAGUAGUUAGUAGUAGUAAUUUGGAGAGAAUAAAAAAUAAAAAAGAAGAGAAAGUGGAAGACUGAAAACCAACCAAAGUGCUUAUACUGUUGAACGCAAAGGCGAUGAAACAACAAGAGAUAAAGUUUUAUCAUCAUUCUUUCAUCUGUGUUGUGUUGUUUUGUGUGUGCAAUCCUCAUUACCAUUGCCGCCGCCACCACCACCGCCUAUCACCCUCUCAUCCACCAACUGAUACCCGUAACUUCUUCACCUUCCUCUCCUUCCCCAAUUUAAAACUAAAUAAAAAAACUGUCCACUAAGGUUGAGGCACGUCACCAUCUCGCCCUUCCCCUCGCUCAUCUCAAAUCCAUGGUUCGGAAUUAGGGUUUCCAUUUGGAUUUCGCAAUUCUGGUGCCCGAUUUCUUGACUCCGAGAGAGGGAAAAGGGGAAAGCGAUGAGGAUGAGGAUUUGGGUAUUGGAGAUCGUGUUCGCCAUAUUUCUCUGUGGGACCCUCUCAUGCACCGCCCAACCUCAUCAUAAUAGGGUUUCUCUCUCAACCACCACAAGUAUCUGUCACGCCGGCUCCCUUCUCGAUUUCGUCUUAGGGUUUCCAGAUUCCACUUGUCCCCUUCUCAAUUCUCUUGGAUCCAUUGCCGUCAUCGAGGGAGAUGAAGUUUCUUUGCAGAAGGCUCUGAAUAUGGUUCACAAGAAUAAUCAUGAGUAUGUGGCUGUGCUCUUCUAUGCAUCCUGGUGUCCUUUCUCGCGGGUGUUUAAACCGAUUUUCUCUGUUCUCUCUUCGCUGCAUCCUUCCAUUCCUCAUUUUGCCAUUGAGGAGUCAUCCGUUAGGCCCAGCAUAUUAUCCAAAUAUGGUGUCCAUGGUUUCCCUACGCUGUUCAUUUUGAAUUCUACCAUGCGGGUUCGGUAUCAUGGGUCCCGGACGCUUGGCUCACUCAUUGGUUUCUACAAUGAUGUUACUGGGAUUAUGAUUGAUUCACUUGAUCAACUAUCACUUGAGAAAAUUAGUCGUUCAUCGGCUGAUGAGAGUCAUGGUAGCACCGAGCCAGAAAGUUGUCCAUUUUCAUGGGCUAGAUCUCCAGAAAAUUUACUACGACAGGAAACUUAUUUGGCUCUGGCCACUACAUUUGUGGUUUUCAGAUUACUAUACUUGUUUUUCCCUACACUGCUUAUAUGUAUUCGAUAUGCUUUGAGAAGGGUCAUCCAAAGUAUUAGAAUAUGGUGCUUGCUUGAACAUCCUUUGAUUUAUUUGAAGCGCCUAACACAGUCAUUUAACUGUUUGAAAGUGCCGUGCAAGAGACGUAAUCUGCAGGAAGGAGCAAUGAAUGCUAGAGCAUGGGCUUCCAAGUCCCUUGCCACCGUUUCAAUUGGAGAGGAAAGCAGCAGCCGUGGGAUGCAUCAGUGAGUUGAUUGUACUGAGUGAUUUUCCUUCUUGAAAUUGGAGAUUAGAAUAUAACCUAUGAAAGGCUUGGCUGCAAGUUAUGCCAUGUACUUUUGUUUCAGGAUCAUCUUCACACCCUCUGGCCUCGUGCUUAGUGGGGUCAAUUAUGUUACUGAAUGAUGUAAACAUCCCUUAUAUGUUCAUAUGAUCAAGAAAUACUUCAUUCAGCGUUCUAGAAGAUUGAGACUUUGAUGUGUAUAGUUUAAAUGUAGCAAACUCGAGCUAAAAUCUGCAAUUCUUUGACUCGUAGGUUUUCUUGAUCGUCAGUUCAUAAAUUUAAUUUUGUUGGGAAUGAAUUGAUUGUAAAUCUCACAAAAGUGAUUGGAUGCA